This is a messenger RNA of Monodelphis domestica (gray short-tailed opossum), 5090 nucleotides long. It is a transcript of the gene BOC, whose product is annotated as BOC cell adhesion associated, oncogene regulated. The record is from RefSeq and is a predicted model, not a curated record. Gene Ontology annotation, molecular function: protein binding. Gene Ontology annotation, biological process: cell-cell adhesion; nervous system development; axon guidance. Lineage: Eukaryota; Metazoa; Chordata; Mammalia; Didelphimorphia; Didelphidae. Gene Ontology annotation, cellular component: axon.
GGGUUAAGCCAUAUGUUUGCAAAGAGAAGGCAAGGUCGGAAAAAUCAGAGAAAGGGUCAGAAAAAGGUGUCCAAGAAGUAGGGGAAAGGAUGGAAAGCUGAAUGGGGGGACGGUGAACAAAACACCCCCAGAUAAGGUUAAAAAGAGAGUGAGGAAUAGAAGAAGAGGGGAAAUGGGAAACGUAAGAAAGCCGAAAGUUGAAAUUGAGGGAAAAAUAUGGAAGGUUUCAGGAGAAAAGGGGGAUAACAAAGUUAGGUGCGUUAGAAAGAAUCUAACUAGCUAUUUAGGACACCAAUUUUUUUCCUUGAGUUUCCUUUCCAAGACAUUUUUUUCUUUCCUCCUUUUUGCUCCUCCCUCUCUUCUGUGCCUCCUCCUCCUCCUCCACCUCCUCCUCCUCCUCGCGGGGGAAUGGGAGGCUCCAAUGCUGGAGUAGCGAAAGAAGGAAUUGUUUGAGAGUUCAGUCAUCCAAAAAACCUCCUUCCAUAUGGAGGGUCCGGGUCCCCUCAUCGCAAUGCCUCUUUCCUUCUCCUCCUCCUCCUCCUCCUCCUCCUCCACCUCCUCCUCCUUCUCCGUCUCCUCCGUCUCCUCCUCCUCCUCCUCCCGCCGACACUGCCACCGCUUCUUCCUCCUCCUCCUUUCCUGAUUACCAAACCCAUCACCCGACACACUUAUACAUCCACGCAAACCCUCCCUUGCUCACUUCCUACCAAACCAUCCGGCCUGGAAAUUCUCUACUUCUGAGUGCCUUUGUGGCUACUACGAUUUUCUCUCUUCUGGUGUAGCUCUGUGAGCGUGUGUGUGUGUGUGUGUGUGUGUGAGCGUGUGUGUGUGUGUGUGUGUGUGUGUGUGUGUGUGUGUACGUGUUGCUGUGUGUGUGUGUGUGUGUGUUUGUAUAUGUAUUGCCAUCCCAGAGCGCUGGCCCUGGGUUCCAAGUUUCCCCUUCAGGACACCGGCUGCAUUAGAGAACAAAUUUCCCAGAACUGUGACCUUGACACCUUGAUGUCAUUCACACUGACAAAGAAUAGAAGAUAGGAGAAUAAGAGACAACAGGUUGUCUAGCAAAGGCAAAGGCCUGGGAGCUAGCAGCUUCUCCUUAAGUGACCUAGGGCGGCUUAUGGGAACCUUGCCUCUGUCCCUCUGUGACAGACUGCGCUGCAUGGGAUGACAAUGAUGCCAAGAAGGAAGAGACCAACGGUCACCAUCACCUGUCUCAUCUUGGCUGCAGCCAGCUGCUUUGGUCAUUUGGGUGAAGUCCCUCAGGUUACCGUACAGCCCACUUCCACAGUUCAAAAGCAUGGGGGCCCUGUGAUCCUAGGCUGUGUUGUGGAACCACCAUGGGUGAAUAUCACUUGGAGGCUGAAUGGGAAGGAGCUGAACAGCUCAGAUGAUGAACUGGGGAUCCUCAUUACCCGCGGAACCCUCGUCAUUGCUGCUCUCAACAACCAUACUGUGGGUCGUUACCAGUGUGUGGCCCGAAUGCCUGCAGGAGCAGUAGCCAGCGUGCCUGCCACAGUGACACUAGCCAAUCUCCAGGACUUCAAGUUUGAGGGCCAGCAUAUUAUUGAGGUGGAUGAAGGGAAUACAGCGGUCAUUGCCUGUGACCUUCCGGAAAGUCAUCCAAAAGCCCAAGUUCGCUACAGUGUCAAACAAGAGUGGCUGGAAGCCUCUAGAGACAACUACCUGAUCAUGCCAUCAGGAAACCUCCAGAUUGUCAACGCCAGCCAGGAAGAUGAAGGAAUGUACAAGUGUGCUGCAUACAAUCCUGUGACUCAGGAAGUGAAAACUUCUGUCUCCAGUGAUCGGCUUCGUGUGCGGCGAUCUACUGCUGAAGCUGCUCGGAUAAUUUACCCCCCAGAAGCUCAGACCAUCAUUGUGACCAAAGGCCAGAGCCUUAUCCUUGAGUGUGUGGCUAGUGGAAUCCCACCUCCAAGGGUCACCUGGGCUAAGGAUGGCUCCAGUAUUGUGGGCUACAACAAAACCCGCUUCCUACUCAGCAACCUUCUAAUUGACACCACCAGUGAGGAGGAUUCUGGAAGCUACAGAUGCAUGGCAGACAAUGGGGUUGGGGAGCCGGGAGCAGCUGUCAUACUCUACAAUGUCCAAGUGUUUGAGCCCCCUGAGGUCACCAUGGAACUAUCUCAGCAGAUCAUCCCAUGGGGCCAGAGUGCCAAGUUUACCUGUGAAGUCCGGGGGAACCCUCAGCCUUCCGUGUAUUGGCUGCGGAAUGCGGUGCCCCUUGCCUCUAGCCAGCGUCUGCGGCUCUCCCGUAAGGCCCUACGGGUGGUGAGUGUGGGUCCUGAAGAUGAAGGGGUGUACCAGUGCAUGGCAGAGAACGAAGUUGGAAGCGCCCAGGCCAUGGCCCAGCUGAAGACAGCCCGGCCUGGAACAACCCUGAAACCAUGGCGAGAGGCCAAAUUGGGAUCAUCUCAGUCUCCCACACCUUCUUCCAGGCCUAGCAGCCCCGACAGGACUCUUCGGGAUCGAGCGAUGCUUCUGAGACCUAGGCCAACAGCCCUGCCUGCCUCCCUCCAAUGCACAACUGCAAAAGGGCAGGUCUCUCCGGCGGAGGCCCCCAUCAUCCUUAGCUCUCCCAGGACAUCCAAGACGGACUACUAUGAACUGGUGUGGAGGCCUCGGCAUGAUGGCGGCAGCAGAGCCCCGAUCCUCUACUACCUGGUGAAACAUCGCAAGCAGGUUACAAAUUCUUCUGACGAGUGGACCGUCUCAGGCAUUCCAGCUAACCAGCACCACCUGACACUGACCAGAUUGGAUCCUGGAAGCUUGUAUGAAGUUGAAAUGGCAGCUUACAACUGUGCUGGGGAGGGACAGACUGCCAUGGUCACGUUUCGAACUGGUCGGAGGCCCAAACCCGAGAUCGUUGCCAGCAAGGAGCAGCAGAUCCAGAGGGAUGAUCCAGGCGCCAGCACCCAGAGUAACAACCAGCUAGACAACAGCCGCCUCUCCCCCCCAGAAGCCCCCGACCGACCCACCAUUUCCAUGGCCUCUGAGACCUCUGUGUACGUGACCUGGAUUCCCCGUGGAAAUGGCGGCUUCCCGAUUCAGUCCUUCCGAGUGGAAUACAAGAAGCUGAAGAAAGUCGGAGACUGGAUUCUGGCCACCAGUGCCAUCCCUCCCUCUCGGCUGUCAGUGGAGAUCACAGGCCUGGAAAAAGGUACCUCCUACAAAUUUCGUGUCCGUGCACUGAACAUCUUGGGAGAAAGUGAGCCCAGCGCUGCUUCCCGACCUUACGUGGUAUCAGGAUACAGUAACCGUGUGUAUGAGAGGCCUGUUACGGGGCCUUAUAUCACCUUCACUGAUGCUGUCAAUGAGACCACCAUCAUGCUGAAGUGGGUGUACAAAUCGGCCAGUAACAACAACACCCCAAUCCAUGGCUUUUACAUCUACUAUCGUCCCACAGACAGUGACAAUGACAGUGACUACAAGAAGGAUGUAGUAGAAGGGGAUCGCUACUGGCACUCCAUCAGCCACCUGCAGCCAGAGACCUCCUAUGACAUUAAGAUGCAGUGCUUCAACGAGGGUGGUGAAAGCGAAUUCAGCAACGUGAUGAUCUGUGAAACCAAAGCACGUAAGCCUUCUGGUCAACCAGGCCGGCUCCUACCCCCUACUCUGGCCCCACCACCCAUCCUGCUGCCAGACCUGGGAGAUCGCCCUGGGGGUUCUGGGGGCCCUGGAGCUAUGGUGGCCCGCUCCAGUGACCUGCCCUACCUAAUCGUGGGUGUGGUCCUGGGCUCCAUCGUUCUCAUCAUUGUGGCCUUCAUACCCUUCUGCCUGUGGAGAGCCUGGUCCAAGCAAAAGCAAACUGCUGACCUGGGAUUCCCCAGCACAGCACUGCUGUCCUCGUCUUGCCAAUAUACCAUGGUGCCUCUGAGAGGGAUCUCUGCCCCACGAACCAAUGGACAGCCCUACAUCAAUGGACAGCCCUAUGGCAAUGGGUUACACAUGAAUGGGGCUUGCCCCUCAGCUGGCCUGGGCUUUCCAGGUGUGAAAACCCAAGAUUACAGCCCAGGCGAGCUUCAGCAGCAGGAUCAUACCAAUAGCUUGCUGCAAGGAAACACAGUUGGAAAUGGACACAGUCAGAAAAAUCACCAAGCAAUCAGGGAACCCGACUCCAGCCCUGAAGAGAACACCUUCCUGUAUGCACUCCCGGAUGACUCGACUCACCAGCUGCUUCAUGCCCACGAUGACUGCUGCCAUCUCCAGGAGCAGCCCGCCGCCCUCUGCCAGUCAGAGACAAGGAGCGCAUCUGAAAGCCCAAGGCGGGAAGGAUUGUGGGAUUCUCCAUUUCAGCCAGGUCCUUGGCAGGGGCCACCUUGCUGCCUGGGUCUUGUGCCAGUCGAAGAGGUAGAUAACCCUCACUCCUUACAAGUGAGGGGAGGAGAAUGGUGUCCUCACCACCCCCCAGGCACCUAUUUAGGACCAGACCCUGGAAGGAGACCCUCACCCAGCCCUCCAAUCCACGUGUCUUUUGAGACGCCACCUCCCACAAUUUAGGCUGAAGCCACUUCCCUAAAAAGACUAUAUUGUUUUUAAAAGAGACAGAGAAAAAUGGGUAUUUAUUUUUCUAUUACAGCCAUAUUUAUAUAUUUAUGCACUUGUAAAUAAAUGUAUAUGUUCCUUAACAUACCGGAGAGACAUAUGGAAUCCCAUCCAGGAAGGUGUACCGGGUUGAAAACAGAAAGCCGCAGUUUGAGAAAAAACAAGCAGGAGAGAUUGUCAUCAGACACAUGUGACUGGGAACAGAAGUAGCCUUUUAUUUCUGACUUCUGCAACUCCCUGGGAUGGUGCCGAGUGCCCAUUAGGAGAGAAGGAAAACACAUCUUAGGCCCAUCCUCCGUGAGAGCUGAACACGGAUGAACAACGCAGACUGGGGGGAGAAACCUGACUUAACGGACCGGCUGAACUUGGUACCACAGGAAGUGAUCUUCUUCAUGGUAUGGCCAGGAGAACAGACUAAAAUGUGUACAGUCCUCUAUAAGCAUUAACAACCCUUCCAGAUUCAAUAAUCUGUGGCAACAUAACUGUAAAAACAAACGCUGUAACUUCUAAAUAAAUGUUUAGUCUCCUCUCUA